Pelagomonas calceolata is the source of this 2379-nucleotide messenger RNA. The record is from the annotation of a GenBank genome assembly. Lineage: Eukaryota; Pelagophyceae; Pelagomonadales; Pelagomonadaceae.
CUCAGCCUCAGCGCUCGGCAGCGCUGCUGUCCAGCACUCGUGCUGCACUCGGCUGCUUGCGGCACUGUUUUUUUGCAGCUAUCUGAGCAAUAUGGCGGGGCGCGGCUGGAGCCGGCGCCUAAUAAGGUAUCGGUAUAGUACCUUAUACCUCGGUAUGGUACCUCGCAGCGCCCCAGGCCUGGGCCGAGAGCCGAGAGCCGAGGCAGCCGCACGGCCGUCGCUCGUCGGGCAGCACAGCACGCCUGUCUGGGCAGCCCCUGAGCCGGGCUAGCCCGCUCGCGCCGUCGGGCAGCCAGGAUGGCCGCCGCACCCCCCGAGCAGCCUGGAGACGCCAAGCCGCAGGAGAGCGGCCCGCCGCCGCCGCCGGACAUGGAGGAGCUUGUCGAGGACAUCGAGUACGAGGCGCGCGUCGAUAGAGACGUGUCCGGUGUUGUGGAUGUCGUGCGCGACGCGCUCGAGGACCACGGCAAAAACAUCUUGGACGUGGCUGGUGCUUGUGCGGACAAAGCCGACGACGACGUCACCGCACUACAAGAUGAGGAUGGUGUUGUAGACCCCGAGGCCGUGGCGUCGAAGUGUAGAAAAGUACGAUUACAAUUGGGAUAUGACCUAGAGAAGGCCUGGCGCAAAGCUGUUAAUGACUCCUGCGAUUCUACAAGAGAGUUGGUCGAUAACGCCUUGGAAGCGCACGCGACGAAGACCCAUCGUAGAUUAAGAUGGCUCAAGGGCCGGUUCCUCGAGAGUCUCACGACCCAGAGGGGCGCCUCCAAGGCUAAUGAGAGGAACCUGAGGACCCAGUAUGCUGGUGAACAGAAACAAGCAUUAACAAAACAAAGGGAAUUACAUCGGGCGGCCAUCGCCGAAGUUCUAGAUCGCAUCAAGAAGCAAGAGCAAGAGUCCAAAGCUAGAUACGAUGCUCUCGAGAGAAGGUGCGCCUUGGCCGAAGGUAGGCUAGAACGAUCUGGCAUAGAAUGCGAGAAUCUGAAGAGUGAACUCUCGUUAUACAAGAUCGAGGACGACGAGAGCGAUAUCGAUCCGAUCGACCGGAUAUUUAUCAACGGUGAGAUGAACCUGAGGUCCACGGGAGUCGAGCGCUUGCAAGCCCUCGAGAAAGGUGAUCUCUGCACGCAAGGCGAGAGUACGGGAGUAGGCCUGUCGCCGGAAAACUUCCGGAAAAUCAAGGCUGAGUUAAGAAGGUUAAAAGGUACCAUAAAGAUGCUCGAGAUAUCACUGAAAGACACGCAACAGACUCUACAAAAAAGAGACUGGAUGAUCACGGACCAGAAGAAUUCGCUCGUCAAAGAAAAACAGCGCUGCGACAAGUUGCUCGACAAAAAGCAAAAACACGAGCGCGAGAUCCGGAACCUCCUGAAACGCAUCGAUGCGACGAACAAGGCGCUGGAGAAGGAGAAAUCGGUAAGGAAGAAGCUCCAGACCGAGCUCGAGAAGCGGCCGUCUCCGGAACCGGAGCGAAGCUCGCGGAGCUCCCGACCGUCGCAAAUUCAAAGGAGAAGGUCCUCGCGCGAGUCGACCGCCGAGCUGUCCCUGCCCGCGUCGCCGCCGCCGUCGCGCGAGCCGCUGCGGCGGGCCGAGUCGGCCGCGCGCAUGUCCGAGCCUCCUUCACCACAGCGACGCCCGGCGUCGCGCGACCGGCCCGCGUCGCGGGCGCGGACGCCCGCCGCGGAGUCCGAGGGGAGUCCCUACUUCCCCGACGCCGACCAUGAUCCUUUACUAAGAGUGUCGCGGCCGCCGUCCUACGACGACUAUGUAGAUGAGGAGCCGCGUGUGAUUAUUCAGAGAGACGUCCGGGUGGAGGAAGCGUUGAAGAAGCAGGCCAAGGAGUACAAGGCCAAGUGUCGACGGGAGCGCGACGAGGCCGUCGCGAUCAUCACUGCGAGGGCCGACGGCGAGACGCGGAGGGCCAAGGUCGCUCACGAGAAGUGUCAGGGUUUAGAAAGGGACGUCUCCCGUAGCUUGGAGAGGAUAGCGAGGUUGGAACUCGUCGUCAGCGAGAAGACGGCUUUAGUAGGUGAGCUCACUAGAUUAGCUCGAGAACAACGCGCACGGGCCGAGGCCGCGGAAAAACAACAAAAAUUACAUGUGACGUCCAUCGGCGACGACAUUUCGCGCUACCAGACGGGCCCGACGAAGCGGACGACGCCUUUGUUGGAGCCCGUGACGGGCCGCGUCGGCCACGUCGGCGCGCCCCUGCGCCAGCCGCCGCCGAACGCCGACCACGUACCGGGGCCGCCCCUCAAACAACGAUUGAGGGCCCAACUGCGGUUCCAAGUGAAUAGGAGACGGAUUAUCGAAGAGGCGAAGCUCAUGGCCGGGGCGGAGUAACUGGUGUUUCUUGGCUUCUUCUCUACUAUUCCCUUC